Molecule: messenger RNA, 1668 nt
Organism: Microsporum canis CBS 113480
Lineage: Eukaryota; Fungi; Ascomycota; Eurotiomycetes; Onygenales; Arthrodermataceae
Exons: 2
Coding region: 1-1668 (555 amino acids)
Source: RefSeq, a predicted model, not a curated record
AUGAUAUCGGGACAAGGCUCGCACUUUGCGCAAGUUAACGUGGGGAAGAAGAAGAAGCAGGGCAAGGGACGCCAUCGGCUGGCGCCCCCAGCCGCUAAACCAGCCGCCGCCAACAAGAGCCCGGCACAGGUGAGAUCCGCUAUUCUAGCAGAUGCGGCACCCAGCGAGAACAAGGCCCCCGUUGAGAAGCCUCCAGCGGCAAAUAGCAGCAGCCAUGCAAGGGGCCCGUCAGAUGCGACAAGUGGCUCGCACGAAAGUACAGAGCUUGCACGAGGAGCCCAUAGUCAUCCGUCCCCGGCUUGGUCCGCGGAAGACUCUAAGAUUGGCGUGCAUAAUGACCGAAACGCAGCCUCUAAAGCCGCCGCCAGCGCAGCCUUCCUUGGUAAGAAAGACUCACAUAAGGAGCAGGCCCACUCGCCUCUAUCUAGCAUGCGAACCACGGAGAACCCCCGGAGAGACUCUUCGACACUGGGAGUGACUCACCGGACAGAGGAGCCGACCAUCGGCGCGUUCCCAGAAGCCGCCGAUAAUGCUCCAUCCACAGACAAUCACGAGGCGAUUGACACGGCCGAGGAAGAGGAAGAAUACAAAGAAAACGAGUGGGAGGACGGCGUGGUCCAUGACAGUACAGGCAGUAACACUGCAGAAGCCGUGGAAUCAAAUCCGGCCGUCCCAGCGGUCAAGGAGGAAAAUGAAUGGGUCAAGGAAGAAACCGACGAGACUCCCCAGCACAGGGCACAUACCACUCAAAGACACUCUGAAGUGACCGAAUAUCUGCCGGAAAGCGCAGUAAGUGGGGUGUCAGGGAAGCAAAUUGAGAGGAAGAUCGAAAAGGACACUGUCGAAAAGGAGAUCAUUGAGAAAUCGGUUGACAAAGCUGCUUCGGAAGACGUGGCAAAACCAGUUAAAAAGCCUAGCUAUGCCGCCAUGGUUGCAAAACCAUGGGAGCCGUCUCCACCUCCAGCUGCUGCUACCCCCGUCGCAUCUGAAGUUGAGCAUACACCCAAAACUCCGCCAACGGUUGCACCGCCGCCCCCGCCGGCUCAGACUCAAGCUCCUGAUGCGUCUACAGUUCCAGCAACAGUUCCAGCUCCGGCUGCAGCUCCCGUUCCCAUUCCUGCUCCUAUUCCGGCGCCUUUAAUGAAGCAAGAAACACCGGCUACGGCCGAGAAAUCCGAGCAGGAAGAACUUCCAGAUACCACGAGCCAUGAGGACAUGCCUGCAACGAAGCAAGAGGUACCUACCGUCGAAAGCCUGGGAGUUGCGACGCCUGCAGUCCCAGUAAAGUCCCCCGAGAGGCUUAUUCCCACCGAUCCCAUAGUUCCAGGCAAAGUUCCCGCCCUGGCGUCUGCAGAAGACCAAGUGAAAGCAGCAGUAGCAAGCUCAAGUGCUAUCAAAUCUCCGACCAACAACGAAGCCAUUCGGAAGCAGGACAAGGCACAGACAUCUCAGCUCACCCACCAGCAAAAGAAGGAGGUAGAAAAGGAAGAAAAGGCCAGGGAAAAGCAAAAGGCCAAAGAACAAAAAGCCCGCGAUAAGGAGUUCAAGAGGAGCCAGAAACAUUUGCGAAAGGGAUCAACGUCCCAUCUACCGCCGGGCAAUGGAGGAGCAAAGAGACUCCGCCUAAGGGAUAGAAUCAUGAAUCGAAUUGCGAGGCUCCUGAAUUAA